Messenger RNA from Syngnathus typhle (broad-nosed pipefish), 4062 nucleotides. Its product is annotated as calcium-activated potassium channel subunit alpha-1-like. Gene Ontology annotation, molecular function: large conductance calcium-activated potassium channel activity. Gene Ontology annotation, biological process: transmembrane transport; potassium ion transport. The transcript is spliced from 23 exons. The record is from RefSeq and is a predicted model, not a curated record. NCBI's taxonomy places the organism in Eukaryota, Metazoa, Chordata, Actinopteri, Syngnathiformes, Syngnathidae. Gene Ontology annotation, cellular component: postsynaptic membrane. Bases 1005 to 4046 code for a protein of 1013 amino acids.
UAGUGUGAGUGUGUGAGUGUUUGCGCAGUGUUGUGCUACACGUGCGUCCUACCUGUGCAGGCGAAUCGCACUGGAGUGGAAUUGGGCCAUGAUUUUGGAAGGUGGGCGGGCAAACGAGUACAAUGCCGUAACCGGCUUUGAUGGUGACAGGAAAUGAGGGACUAUCGGGGAUUAUUGCAGAUGGCUUUAAAUGUUUAUUUCGUUUGGUGAGGAACAAAGUCAAGCGCACGCGCACACACAAGCAAACACAAAGUGUGACAAAUUUGUUGCGUAAUGUCAUCUGGGCUGUGAAUGUUGCCAAAACUCAGGUGGAACCGGCCAGUAUAAUUUUAAGCGUAGCGUCCCCUAGUGGAGAUUCUAACCCACUGUCACUGUAGUGUCAACACAUCAGACACUUGAUUAUAUUUCAAGAGAUUUAUUUCUGAUCGUUUUGAUUCCAAUACUGUAUUGACACCUCAUAUUAGUUUGUACUAGUCUUUCUAUUUAAAAUAUCCAAUACUAAAAUGUGAAAAACAUCCAAUACAUUAAAAUUAAUUCAGUACAAUAGAGAACACACUGUAUGACUAUUGGUUCUAACUAAAUGAAUGCCAAAAGUUAACAAUUGUGCAAAUGUUUCUCCAGUGCAAUGGCUUUGUUACUGUACAGCAUCUGGCAUUAUUUCUGGGAUUUGCAAAAAAAAAAAAUUAAAAUACUGUACCGCAGAUUUUCUCCUGGCGUUCGACACACGCACGGUGUCACGUGGUCGUCAUUUUCCCGCUUAAAAACAACAAGCUGUUCUUUUGCGAAGCUUAAGGGAAUAGGACAUUUGUUGUGGGCUCUAAGGGCUGACCUUGAGGUCAGGUUGAUGGACACGCUUGUUCCCACUUCUCGGGAUGAAUCCGAAAGGAGCUUAUACGCCGUUGUGCCGCGGUAAUAUUGGGACGGCUUUAAGCUGGCCACAAGCGCACUAGCGGGCUAGUGCAGAGGACCAAAGUUUCUAGUUUGGACGCGAAAGACGUUCGCAAAUGAUUCCCACCAAGAUGUUGGUGUACAAGGGGCCCGACGACGGCAUCCAAACAGUGUCUGCCACAAGGCGACGCAAGAAAUCCACCGGCGAGCUUUUCCAGAAGGGAUAUCGGAUCCGCAAUGGCAACGACAAAGACGAGCGGGAGAACAGUGGCGGCUCCAGCUUGGCUUCCUGCUUCCGAGCCGUCUCCUACUGGGGCUUGAGGUUCUUAAGGGCCUUGAGGUUGAUACAGUUCUCGGAAAUUUUACAGUUUUUGAAUAUACUCAAGACGAGCAACUCCAUCAAGCUGGUCAACUUGUGUUCCAUCUUCAUCAGCACAUGGCUCACGGCAGCCGGAUUCAUUCAUUUGGUGGAGAAUUCCGGGGAUCCUUGGGAGAACUUUCAGAACUCUCAAGCGCUUUCAUACUGGGAAUGCGUGUACCUGCUGAUGGUCACCAUGUCCACGGUGGGCUACGGCGACGUUUAUGCCAAAACCACCCUGGGCCGACUCUUUAUGGUCUUCUUCAUCCUUGGUGGUCUGGCCAUGUUUGCGAGCUACGUGCCUGAAAUCAUAGAGUUAAUAGGCAACCGCAAGAAAUACGGUGGUUCCUAUAGUGCCGUUAAUGGCAGAAAGCACAUCGUGGUGUGCGGCCACAUCACCCUGGAGAGCGUCUCCAACUUCCUCAAAGACUUCCUACACAAGGACAGGGAUGAUGUCAAUGUAGAAAUUGUUUUUCUCCAUAAUAUUUCCCCUAAUCUUGAGCUGGAAGCCUUGUUCAAACGUCACUUCACCCAGGUGGAGUUCUACCAGGGCUCCGUUCUCAACCCUCACGAUUUGGCCAGAGUCAAAAUCGAAUCAGCCGACGCCUGUUUGAUCUUAGCUAAUAAAUACUGCGCCGAUCCAGAUGCCGAGGACGCCUCCAACAUUAUGAGGGUCAUUUCCAUCAAGAACUACCACCCAAAGAUCCGCAUCAUCACUCAGAUGUUGCAGUAUCACAACAAGGCGCAUCUGUUGAACAUCCCCAGCUGGAACUGGAAGGAGGGGGACGACGCCAUUUGCCUGGCCGAGCUCAAGCUGGGCUUCAUCGCUCAGAGCUGCCUGGCUCAGGGCCUGUCCACCAUGCUGGCCAACCUCUUCUCCAUGAGGUCCUUCAUCAAGAUCGAGGAGGACACGUGGCAGAAGUAUUACUUGGAGGGCGUCGCCAACGAGAUGUACACCGAGUACCUGUCAAGUGCCUUUGUGGGCUUGUCCUUUCCUGUUAUCUGCGAACUGUGCUACGUGAAGCUGAAGUUGCUGUUGAUAGCUAUCGAGUACAAGUCUGAUCAGCGGGAGAGCAGCACGCUCAUCAACCCUGGCAACCAUGUGAAGAUGCAGGAGGGGACGUUGGGCUUCUUCAUUGCCAGCGACGCCAAAGAAGUCAAGAGGGCGUUGUUCUACUGCAAAGCGUGCCACGAUGACGUCACGGAUCCCAAGCGCAUAAAGAAAUGCGGAUGCAAAAAAUCUAAGAACACCUACAACGGAUACAUCAAAUCAAUUGAAGAUGACCAACAGUCAUCCAAAAAAAAGCAGCGUAAUGGAGGCGUGAGGAAUUCCCCCAAUUCCUCCCCAAAGAUCCUACGACACGACCCACUCCUCAUCUCCGUCAGCGAGCAGAUGGAAAGCGUGGACGAGAAUGUGAAGAAAUACGACUCCACGGGGAUGUUCCAUUGGUGCCCGUCCAAGGACAUUGAGAAGGUCGUCCUGGUGAGCGUGGCACAAGUACCCACACGCCACUUCAGGACCUUGGAUAGCGAACCAAAGUCAUUUUCAGUGUUCAUCUUGCUUCUUUCUCCUCGUCAGACUCGAAGUGAGGCGGCCAUGACUGUGCUGAGCGGUCACGUGGUGGUGUGCAUCUUCGGUGACAUCAAGUCGGCAGUGAUUGGCUUGCGCAACUUUGUGAUGCCGCUGAGGGCCAGCAACUUCCACUACCACGAGCUCAAGCACAUCGUCUUUGUGGGCUCGCUGGAGUACCUCAAGCGCGAGUGGGAGACGCUGCACAAUUUCCCCAAAGUCUCCAUCCUGCCCGGCACGCCGCUGAGUCGAGCCGACCUCAGGGCCGUCAACAUCAACCUGUGUGACAUGUGUGUCGUAUUGUCAGCCAAUCAGAACAAUAUCGAUGACGCCUCGCUGCAGGACAAAGAGUGCAUCUUGGCCUCGCUCAACAUCAAAUCCAUGAUCUUUGACGACAGCAUCGGCGUCUUGCAGGCCAACUCCCAAGGCUUCACGCCACCGGGUAUGGAGCGGUCGUCUCCCGAGAACAGCCCGAUCCACGGACGCGUGCGUCACACCUUGGUGACGACGGGGGCCAACAUUCCCAUCAUAACUGAACUGGUCAACGAUUCCAACGUUCAGUUCCUGGACCAGGACGACGACGACGACCCCGACACGGAGCUCUACCUGACCCAGCCGUUUGCCUGCGGCACCGCCUUUGCAGUCAGUGUGCUGGACUCCUUAAUGAGCGCUACGUACUUCAACGACAACAUCCUGACGCUGAUCCGCACGCUGGUGACGGGCGGCGCCACCCCGGAGCUGGAAGGACUGCUGGCAGAGGAAAACGCCCUGCGGGGCGGCUACAGCACGCCGCAGACGCUGGCCAACAGGGACCGCUGUCGCGUGGCCCAGCUGGCCUUGUACGACGGGCCCUUCGCUGACCUCGGGGAUGGCGGUUGUUACGGCGACCUGUUUUGCAAAGCCCUGAAAACAUACAACAUGCUCUGUUUUGGCAUCUAUCGGUUACGUGACGGACAUCUUAACGCUCACAGCCAGUGCACCAAGCGAUACGUCAUUACCAAUCCGCCCUACGCCUUCGAGCUGGUGCCCUCAGACCUCAUCUUCUGCCUCAUGCAGUUCGACCACAACGCUGGCCAGUCGCGGAGCAGCCUCUCGCACUCGUUCAACAAGAAAAGCUCCUCCGUGCACUCCAUCGGCACCGUCAACCGAGCUAACCGCAACAAAAGCAGGGACCCACGGGACAAGCUCAAAUACGUAACGACACUUCAGCAUCUCAUGGCACAACAAUAAAUGCAAACCCACUGGU